AUGGCCCAGCAACAAAUUCCUUUUCUCCAUGCGCCGUUCAAGCGUACCGAUGAUGUCGAUUGGAUUCUACCUCUCAAACGCUACAUUUCCCAAGUCUAUCAGGAUGACGCUGAAAAGUACAAUGAGGAGACAUUUACACUGAAUCGACUUCGACAAGAUAUACGCGGUGCUGGCAAGGACUUGACUGGACGCGACUUGCUAUAUCGUUACUUUGGUCAACUCGAGCUUCUCGACUUGCGUUUCCCUGUGGAUGAGAAGCAUAUCAAGAUUCUGUUUACAUGGUACGAUGCGUUCAACGGGCGACCCACUUCACAGUAUUCUCUUGCGUAUGAGAAGGCGAGCGUGAUCUUCAAUACAGCAGCGACCUUAUCAGCCAUUGCAGCUAUACAGAACCGAGCUGAAGCCGAAGGACGUAAACGAGCAUUCAACUACUUCCAAGCAGCAGCCGGCAUGUUUCAAUACAUCAACGACAACUUUCUUCACGCGCCAUCACAAGAUUUGCAUCGUGAUACGGUCAAGAUGUUGACAGAGUUGAUGUUGGCACAAGCACAUGAAUGCUUUUUGGAGAACUCGUUACGUGAGAAGAAAAAGGAUGGCUUGAUUGGCAAAUUGGUGAGCCAUGCUGCGUGGGUCUAUGGCAGUUUGAUCGAUGAUAUUCAAGAAUGCAUUGCUCGUGGUGUGGGUGUGGAACGUGCUUGGCUCUUGGUCUGCCAGGUGAAGCACAAGUAUUAUCAAGCUUUGGCUCAACAACAUCGUGCGGCUGCUUGCGAACAAGAUAAUGCGUAUGGUGAACAAGUAGCACGUCUUUCAGCAGGUGAAACGGCUGCCAAGGAAGCGGGCAAAAUUGCCAAUGGCGGUGGAUGGUCAGCUCUGGUUCAAUCGAGCACAACAAUGCCAGCAGAUACUGUAUCCGUUCUUCAAGAAUCAUGCAAAGCAUUGGCAGCAUCCUUAGCUGAAAAGCAUACCAUGGCAGCACGUGAUAAUGAUAUGAUCUACCAUGACAACGUCCCCAAGGAAUCGAUCCUCACGCCCAUUGAUCGUCUCAAGGCCGUCAAGACGGUGCCCAUUUCCGAAUUAUAUGGCCCCAAUGAAGCAAGUCGAGUUAUUGGUGGCGACAUCUUUUCACGUUUGAUCCCGCUCAGUGUCCAUGAAAGCGCAUCCAUGUAUUCAGAAGAGAAAGCAAAACUCGUCCGUGCCGAAGCUGAUCGAUGUGAUCUGGCAAAAGCAGAGCUCAAUGCAUCUCUUGAGUACAUGCGUCUACCACGUUCCUUGGAUAAGUUCAAGCAACCACAACAACAUGGCGCCAAAGCUGAUAGUGCUAUCCUUGAUACCUUUGCUGUUCCUUUACCUGAAGCACGUGAAUGGGCUGAUAAGAUCGCACAAGAGGAAUCCACCAGCAAUAGCACCACGUUGCAUGAAUUGAUACAAACAUUGGGAGGCCUCAAAUCCCGUGCAUCACAAAUGUUGGAUCAAACAUCAUUAUCAUUGGAUCAAGAGAUGCGUGAAUGUGAAUCCAUGCGAGCAAAAUACGGAGCCGAUUGGAGCCAAGAGCCUUCAGGUGCUUAUACCGGUGACUUUCGACAGGAUUUGAGAAACCAUCGUGAAUCUCUCAGCAGUGCGUCUCAAUCGGAUACUCAGCUUUUGCAUGCGUACGAAGUAGUCUCAAAGGACGUGGAUAUCCUCAAGCAAGGUGGCAAGAGCAAUGCAUUAGAAGCUGUUUUUGCUGAAAAGAUGGUCAACCUUUUCGCUGAAAAGUCAUCCAGCAAGGCCGAUAGUCUCUUGGAUUUGGAAUUUGAUGUUGGGAUUGCGAGCAAGAGUAUGGAUGUCAAGGUGAAGCGUGUUGAGGAUGCUUUGGAUAAGCUGCGCAAGAUCGAGAUUGAGCGACAGGAGACGCUGCAAGAUUUAAAGGAAAAGGCAAUGCAAGAUGACAUUUCACAGCUUUUGGUGUUGAACAAAAAGACCGUCAAUGUCGAGCAACAGAUCUUCACCACCGAGCUUGAAAAAUUCCGCCCGCACCAACAGCGUAUUGCCACAUCCAUUCACCAACAGCAACAAGGGAUCCAGGAGUUGACUGCUGCAUUCAAGGCACUUAUGGAAGGAGAAGAUGCACAAAAGCUCCAAUCACGUUGGGACGCUGCUGAACGACAACGUCGCAUUGUUAUGGAUCAACUGGGACAGGCUCAUCAUCGUUAUUUUGAAACUAAAAAUGGAAUCAGAAAGGGGAUCGAGUUUUAUUCCAGCUUGUGUGAUGUGAUUGAGUCCCUUACUCGCAAUGUCAACAAGUUCACUGCAGAGCGUGGUCAAGAGCGAGACAAGUUGGUGGAGAGGAUUGAAAGUAGCCGUAGCACCAAGGAACAGGAGAUGCUCAAGGAAAAGCUAAGCAAGUACACCACUGCUACCACACCAUCAGCUCCAACAGUGCCUCAAAUCGAUACCAGCCCAUCGGUCACCCAACUGGUUGAUAAGACUCGUGAAAUGACCCUUGGUGGAAACAAUACCAAUAAUGUGUAUGGCCCACAGCCAACAGCAUCUCCUUUGACACCUUCAACCUAUUCCACCCAAUCUCAACCUUAUUCAACUACCUCGGCUCAGCCCGCACCUUAUACCAAUUUUGCAUUGCCACAGCAACAACAGCAGCAACAACAGCAACCGUACCCGUUGCCUCAAUCUCAACCACCACCGCAGCCACAGCAACCACAAUCAGAGACACUCCAGCGUGCGCCAUCAUACUCUUCCAAUCCAGCUGCUACUUCGUAUCCUGCAUUAUCGACAUCUUCUUAUUCGUAUGCACAAAGCAGUCCUGUUGUACCUCCUCCUAUGCCACCAAAGGAGAACUUUAAUAGGGCACCACCACCAUUACAGCAAACGAUGCCUUAUCCACCCAACAACAUGUAUGGUGGUAAUACGACAAUGCCUGUUCCAAUGUCACCAUCCACACCCAUGAUGCCUCAACAGCAGCCAGCACAACCCUAUUCUCAGCGUUAUCAGCAACCUGCUGUAUCCAUGCCAACACAAAGUACGCCUACAUCUUAUUCGUUUCCUCAGCAACAGCAACCACAGCAACCACCUCCUCUUCCAAGCAAGCCUCCUCAGAUGCAAACACAGCCAUUGUCAUCUCCUGUAACUUCGACAACACCAAGUUAUUAUCCAAUGUUGUCAUCCUCUGCCAUCUCUGGUUAUCGACAGCCACAGCAACAGCAGCAACAACAACCUCCUCCUCCUCCACCACCACCAUUACCACAACAGCCACAACCUUACAUGGGUGCUUCCUCUCAUCCUCCUCCUCCAAUCAAUGCUCAACCUCAACAACAACCUUUAUCCGGAGCACAACCACCUCUACCAGCAGCUCCUCCUCAGUAUCAACAAAUGCAACAACCACCACCAGCAGGAUACUGGCAACAGCAACCGCAACAGCAACAGCAGCAGCAACCUUACCCCACUAACAUGGGUCAAUCGUACAAUACCAGCAAUGGUGGCGGUUCUCUCUUGGAUUAG
Molecule: messenger RNA, 3495 nt
Organism: Lichtheimia ornata
Lineage: Eukaryota; Fungi; Mucoromycota; Mucoromycetes; Mucorales; Lichtheimiaceae
Exons: 5
Coding region: 1-3495 (1164 amino acids)
Biological process (GO): protein transport to vacuole involved in ubiquitin-dependent protein catabolic process via the multivesicular body sorting pathway
Cellular component (GO): endosome
Molecular function (GO): protein binding
Source: RefSeq, a predicted model, not a curated record